AUGGAUGAAUUAGGUUUUUAUUCAACUUAUGAUAAUAUUUGUGAAUAUUUAUUAAAAAAUAAUAGCUUCGAAAUAUCAUUAGAUGAAUACCAUGAAAUAUUAAAAAAUAGAGAAAAAAAUAACUAUAAGGGACACACUUUUUUUGAUUUGAAUAUUUUGACAUUAUACGAUGAAGUAAUAGAUGUAUUUAAAUAUAACAAUUUUUUUAUAAAAAAUUGCAAUUUUUCUUUUUUAAAAGUUACAAGAAAUAUGUAUCAGGGUUGCGUGCAUGUGUUUUUUUAUAAAAAGGAACAAAAGAAUGAUGUAAAAACAGAGAUGAUAAAUGAAAAUGAAAAAAAAAAUGAAAAGCAAAAUGAUACAAAAAAUUAUAAUAAAAAAAGAAAUAAAAAUAACAAAAUAAACGAUAAAAAAAAUUUAGUUGUUAAUUUGAAAGUUAAUGGGAAUGCAGUUGCAAAUAUAAAAGAUGUUUUAAAAGACACGUUUGAUUCUUUAAUUUUCUAUAUGAUUGAUAAAUAUAAUAUAAAAUUAAAAAUUAAUCAUUCUUAUAGGGUGAAAGAGACAACUAAUUAUAUUUUAAUAAAUGAUGAAAUAUACAAAUCUUUAUAUAGCGAAGAUUAUUUUAGAAUUGAUUUAAAUAAACUUCAAUUUGAUAUCAAAGAUUAUUCAUUUAUUUUUUAUAAAAAUAUUACAAAUUUUAUUGAUUAUUUCAAAUAUAUUAAAGACAUUCACUCAUCUGCAUAUAUAAUUUCCUUACUUGUUAGAAUUUUGGCUGAUAAAAAUAGAAUUCAAAAAUACAGUGCUCAAUUAUUUUUUUGUAAAAAAAAUGAUGAAUGUAAUUGCAGUUUAUACAUAAGAUUUAUAAAACAAAAUCAAGAUUCUUUUCAAAAAGUUUAUUUUAAUAGUAAAUCAGUAUGUAUAAAAAAUAUUAUAGAUUCAUUAAUAUCCUUAAUUGAAGAAACAAAAAAAAGAUUAAUGAAUAAAAAAAAUUUAAUUUAUCCAGAUGAAUUUCUUUUAUGUUCUUUUGUAAAAUCUUUUUAUACAUUUAAAUUAAUAGAUUUAGAAAAUUUUAAAACAAAUAAUCAGAUUUUUCUUUAUAAGCAAAACGAGUUAAAAAAAAAUAGUGAAUAUUUUAUACCUAUAGUUAAAAAUGAAGAUAGUGAACAAAAAAAUAUAAAUGAAAAAGAUAUAUGUUUAAAAAAUAAUUCAUUAAAAUGUGAAUUAAAUGAAACCAAAAAUAAUAAAUAUAAUAAUUUUAAAAAUAAUAGUAACAAAUGUAAUAACAAAAGUGAAGAUACUAAUCAAAUUAAUCAAGGAAAUGAAAAAAAAAUCGAAAUGAAGUUAUCAUGUUAUGAUAUAUUAAAAAAAAAACAUUCUAUAAAAAAUCACGAUUCAUCAAAAAAUUUUGAAAAUAAUAACUAUAAAAAUGAAAAUAUUAAACCAUAUAAAAGUUAUUCCAAUAGUAAAAAUAAUGAAGUUAAAAAUAAUAACAAUAACGAAAAUAAUUUAACUAAUAGCAAAAAUAGCAAUAAUAAUGUUGACAAAAAUAAUAAAAAAGAUAACAAAAAAAAAAUUAAUAACAAUGUAAGAAAAAAUAUAAAUGAGGAAGGAAAUAUUAAUUAUAAUUAUAAAAACAAUAAAAAUAAAAACAGAAAUAAUCAAUGUAAUAAUAAUAAUGAUAAUAAUAAAACUAGUAAUAACAAUUGUAAUAAUAAAUAUGACAAUAACUACAAUAAUAUUAGUAUCAAUCAUAAUAAAACCAAUAAUAAUGAUAAUAAUAAUGAUAAUAAUAAUGAUAAUAAUAAUGAUAAUAAUAAUGAUAAUAAUAAUGAUAAUAGUAAUAAUAAUAAUGAUAAUAGUAAUAAUCAUGAUAAUAAUAUAGACAUACUUAAUAAUAGAAAUCAAGAUAAAAAAUAUUAUGAAGUAAAAAAUACAUAUAAAGGAAAACAUAGUAGUUUAAAUAAUAUUGGAAAUUCCUUUAAUUUGAAUUCAACUAAUGAAACAAAUAAUAUUAUAAACAUUAAUAAGAAUGAAUUUUGUGAAAAUGUAAAAAAUAUAAAUGAAAAAAAAAUUCAUGAUGAUAUAAAUAAUGAUAAUAUAUCAAAAAUUGAUAAUAAUUUAAAAAAUUAUAUAAAUGAAAAGCAUAUAAAUAAUAUAACUUCUACUAAAUUUGUUUAUACUCAUAAUAGUAAUGAUAAUCAUACAUCAGAUCUUCAAGAAGAAAAUAGUAAUGAAACAGUAUUAAUUAAAACACAAAACAAUCUUGAAAUAAAUAAAAAUGCAGACAAAGUAAAUUCAGAUCUACUAAUAAAUAUUAAUGAAAAAGAUAAUUUGAAUAGAGAAGACGAAAAUAAUAACAAUUUAAAUUUAAAAACAAAUAAGCAUAAUGAAGAAACAUUCAAUAAAAAGGAUAAUAAAAAAGGAGAAAAUAUUUAUGAAGAAAAUAAUAAAAACACUAUCACCAAUGAAUUGACAAAAAGUGUAAAUGAUGAAAUAUUAAACAACCUUAAAAAAGAGAAAGAAUCCCAUAAAAAUUCAAGGAAUAAUAGAAAUGUUAAAGUGUGCAAAAAUUCUAUAAAUAAAGAUAUUAAAUGUAGUCAAAUAGCUUCUAAAGAUUAUUCAAAAGAAAACGUAAUAAGUAUAAAUAACAAAAGAAAUAGAAUGAAAAUUUUUAAAAAUACCAAAGAAAAUAAAGAAAAUGAAAAUAACUCUAACAUUUUUAAUGAAAAUACAAAAAAAAUGAAUAAUAUAUGUGAAAAUAAUAAUAAUAAUAAUAAUGAAAUAAAUUGUAAAGAUAAUAUAAAUCAUGAGAGUGAUAAAUAUGCAAAUCAAAUUAAUCUAUAUGAUUGUUGUUCUCAAUAUGUUGAGUUUCCUAAUCAUGGCAAUUUGAAAAAUUGUAUGUUUAAUAGAGAUUUAAAAAAAAAUGAAGAAAUAGAAAUAAAACAGAAAAUUGAAAAAAAAGAAGAAAAUGAAAAUUUUAACGAACUUAAAAAAAGUGGUGUAGAAAUUGAUGAAAUUUUAAAAGAUAGUAUAGGAAUAAAUGAAGAAAUACAUAAAAGUGAAGUAAAUCAAGAAAAAGAAGAAAGUGAUAGUAUUGAAAAUUAUUAUUUUUUUGAAAAGCAAAAUAUAAUUAACAGAAAAAAAGAAAUUGUUGAUAAUUCAUGUGUUAUAUCUAAUAUUACUAAUAAUUGUAAAAUUUUAUUAAAUUGUUUAUAUGAAGAAUUGCCUAUUAAAAAUGAAAUUUCUUCUGAUGGAGAAAAAAAAGAAAUUGACAAUUUUAGUGUAAUAAAAAAAAUUAGUGAAAAUUUUGUUUAUUUAAAUAAUCAUGAUAAAAUAAAUGUAAUGAACGUUUUAUAUAAUUAUGAAUCACUUUUAAAAAGAAUCUUACAUUAUGAAUAUAUUAAAAAGGAUUAUUCUUUUGAGAUUGAAACGUGCAAAUUUUAUUUAGAACAUAUAAUUUAUAAGAAUGAAAAUGAUUUAAAUGAAAAAGAUCUAAUGAAUAAUACUAGUGACUGUAAUAAAUGUAUGAACGAAAAUUAUUUAAAUGAGUAUGAGAAAAAUAAAAAGAGUUGCAAAUUUAUAGAAAAUAAUAAAAAAAAAAGAUUAGUUGAUAAAAUAAAUUAUUAUGAUGAAAAAAUUAAAAUUUUACAUAAAAUAAUUAGCACCUAUACUAAAAUUAAUUUAUCUCAUUUAGACAAUAUAAAAAGUUAUGUAGAACUUACGGAAUAUAUUAAAUUGUGUUCAUGUAAUAUUUACCAUAACGAAUCAGUAUCUGAAAAUGAAAAUGACAGUGAAAAUGAAAAUAUUUACUUAAAUAAUUUUAAAAUGCAAAUUAAAGGAAUAAAAUAUAAAAAAAAAUAUUAUAAUGAUAUAUUUUAUUCUAGAAAUAUAAAAAAUUAUAAAUUAGAAAAAGAUAAAAAAAAAAAUGUAUAUCCAAAGGUACUGAAAGAUUCUGAAAAUGAAAAAAAAUGUAAAAAUGUAUUAAAGAGAAAAUUUAAAAAUUACUUCAACGGAAUAAAUACUUGCGAUAAUAGAAAUAGUAAAGAAAUACUAAUAGAUAAUUCAAGAAUUUUUCAUAAUAAUAAUGUAAAAUAUAAUAAAAAUCAAAAUUUUUUAAAUCAAUGUAAUUUCGAUGAAAUACAUGAUGAUACUACAAAAAAAUUUAAAAAAAAAAAAAUUUUUCAAAGUGAUAAUAACAGUGAAAGCACACAAAGUGCUUUAUCAUCGUAA
Molecule: messenger RNA, 4227 nt
Organism: Plasmodium gallinaceum
Lineage: Eukaryota; Apicomplexa; Aconoidasida; Haemosporida; Plasmodiidae
Product: conserved Plasmodium protein, unknown function
Exons: 1
Coding region: 1-4227 (1408 amino acids)
Source: RefSeq, a predicted model, not a curated record